CUGACACAAGCAGGCAUUGUGUCUUACCAUGCCCAGGUGAUUGCGUGAUGAGCAAUUGGCAGAACAGCUCCCCCUGCCCCACCCCCUGUCAACGGAACAGCACCAAAUCCCAAGUGCGCUCAGUAAUCCGCCACCCGACGCCUACCGGUGAACAGUGCAGGGAUCUGACUCAAACCACACCCUGUACUGAUUCCGAUUGUGUAGGGUCUGGUUACCGGCUGGUGACUGGGGAGUGGAGUCGAUGCAAGGCUGUUAGCGGGGAAUGUGGAUCAGGGACGAAACAUCGCGUAACCAGCUGCAUCAACAACAACGGCUUCCCAGUCGCCACCCAUCAUUGCUCCAAUCAGAAUGUUACAACAACAGAUAUAUGCAAUAUUCCCUGCCCACCAAUCUGUGAACCAACGAGAUACUCUUAUUGGUCAGCCUGCAAUGAGACCUGUGGUUUGAACGGGGUCAUGGAGAGGUCGAGGGUCAAUGAGGGUCAGUUGGUGGAGUGCACAGAGAAGUGGACCCAGAGGCAGACCAAGCCAUGCAAUGCAGUACCUUGCCACACCUACACCUGGAACCGAAGCUUCUGGAGUGAGUGUCGGUUUGAGACGGAGCGAGGGUGUGGGAUCGGAGAACGGACACGCCUCGUUGAGUGCGAGCGGAAUGAUGGACUCACUGUAGACCAUGAAUACUGCAUCCUACAAGAUUAUCCUGAUGCAAACAGACAAGGUGUAUUGAAUCAGAUCCUAUCUAGUGUUAAUAAGACACUACUAGAUAUCUACACAUCUCAUCGUUGUGAUAAACCCUGCCCAGGAGACUGCUUGGUCACAUCUUGGAGUCCUGAGACUUCUUGCUUCAAGUCUUGUUAUUCACUUGAUGAUGCUGCAUUUAGUAUAAGCUCAAGAUCAGUAACGAGUCCAGCCAUGCCCGGAGGAAAACCCUGCCCAGUAAAUCUCAUCCAAGAAAGAUUGUGUCUGAAAGAGCAAGCUGUAUGCCCUAACUACACAUGGAGAACAGGAACCAUCAGUGGAAAUAUAAGAACAAGGGAGAUAUGGUGUGAAAUACAAGAUCAAGGAAGCAUCCUGAAUGUAACUGGUGGAUGCAUCGAGUCUUUAAGACCAGCUUCGUCCCUGGAUUGUGAGCCACAAUGUACAGCAUCAGGAGCCAUCUGUCAGGAGGGGAAAUGUCACUGCAAAGACGGUUAUGAAGGUAAUGGUCAAGCUUGCUUCCCAGUCUCCGGAUGUGAUACAGAUGACCACUGCCCACUUCCAAAUACCUUCUGCAACCGCUACAGUCAGUGUGGCUGCAAGUCUGGUUUCAUGCUUGACCAAGCUACAAAUGUCUGCAUCGAGUCUAACCUCAUUCCUGACGGCAAUGAAGAGGCUGGUGCCAGUCCAACGAGUCUGGUUCCGAACAACAGCAAUGAUGUGGAACAGUUUGAGGGGAAGUCUGAUAUAUGGAAAUGGGUUGUAGUAGCCAGUGCGGUCGUUAUAGCCCUCCUCGUUGUCAUCGUCAGUGUCUUCUACAUCAGGAGACGUCGAGCGGGCGAAGUGGGCUUCAAUCCAAUCCCAACCAUCAGUGAUUCGGACUUCCCUCUUAGCAAGAUGGUCAAGGAUGUAGUGACCAAAUGCUGAUGCUGCAGGAGCUGAACCUCGACCCUUGAGGUCAAAGAUCAGAGGUAGAUCAAACACCUUAAAGGAGCACGUUGCCCUGGAUCGGACUAGUUGGUCUUUGAAAAGUGUUUGAAAUGCAUAUGAUUAG
Messenger RNA from Asterias rubens (European starfish), 1749 nucleotides. Its product is annotated as thrombospondin type-1 domain-containing protein 7A-like. Gene Ontology annotation, cellular component: plasma membrane. Gene Ontology annotation, biological process: actin cytoskeleton organization. The record is from RefSeq and is a predicted model, not a curated record. The transcript has 10 exons. Bases 48 to 1622 code for a protein of 524 amino acids. Lineage: Eukaryota; Metazoa; Echinodermata; Asteroidea; Forcipulatida; Asteriidae.